Cyprinodon variegatus (sheepshead minnow) is the source of this 1713-nucleotide messenger RNA. RefSeq names its product coagulation factor IX-like (gene f9a). NCBI's taxonomy places the organism in Eukaryota, Metazoa, Chordata, Actinopteri, Cyprinodontiformes, Cyprinodontidae. Gene Ontology annotation, cellular component: extracellular region. The record is from RefSeq and is a predicted model, not a curated record. Gene Ontology annotation, biological process: proteolysis. Gene Ontology annotation, molecular function: calcium ion binding; serine-type endopeptidase activity.
AUGGGUUUCAUCUUAUACACAAGACGAGAAGACGACACCAGAGCUAAAUCUUUAGCUGGCAUGCUGAAUCAGCAUCCAAGGUCCCCGAAGGCAUCAUCGUCUCAAUGUGUAAACACAAACUUGUACUUUGGAGCUAUGGCCCAAAGUUCAGUUGGAUUUACACUGAAAGUGAGAAUGGCAGGAGCUUUUUUUUCAUUGCUCCUUUUGUACUUUCACCUCAGCCCCGGAGCCCCAAGUCCAGUAUUUCUCUCUGAAAAAACAGCGGACAGCCUCCUCAGCAGACAUAAACGUCAUAAUACUGGGAUCUUUGAGGAGUUUCUGGAGGGAAACUUAGAAAGAGAAUGCUUAGAGGAAAAAUGUGACCUGGAGGAAGCUAGGGAGAUAUUUGAGAAUGAUAAAAAGACUAUGGAGUUUUGGUCAGGUUAUAUAGAUGGCAAUCAAUGCGACUCAAGCCCAUGUCUUAACCAGGGGUCAUGCAUAGACCACCUAGGUGACUAUACCUGUAAUUGUAAGUCUGGAUUUGCUGGCAAGAACUGUGAGAUCGAAUUAGUAAAAAGAUGUGACGUAAACAAUGGAGACUGUAUGCAUUUCUGUGGCACAAUGGGAACCCUCGGAGCAAAAUGCUUCUGUGCAACAGGAUAUAAGUUGAUGGAGGAUGGAGUCAGCUGUGAGGCAACAGUUGACUACCCUUGUGGGAGAACUGCAUAUACUGUUGUGAGCCCAUUCAAGAGGUCUCUCUACAUCCCUCGUUCUUCAGACCACUCGAGCACCACACCUAUAAAUGAUAUUACGUCUACUACACCCUCCCCUACAACAGCCAGCAUCACAGAGCCAGUUUUGGUUACAGAUGAGUAUGGUGACAUUUUUCAGAAUCAGUCUCUCAGUGACCUCCUAUUGAGAGAAUCCAACCACUCUGAAAUCCUCUCUGACAAGUCACCAGAACCUUUCAAACGUAUAGUUGGAGGGAGGGUAGUCACUCCAGGAGAGAUUCCAUGGCAGGUUGGUUUGAUAGCAAAUCCCAGUGGUCUAUUGUUCUGUGGGGGUUCCAUCCUCUCAGAGCGAUGGAUUGUCACUGCUGCUCAUUGUCUGGUGGAGGCAAAAGGCUCCUUCUUCAUCAGAGUAGGGGAGCAUAACACUGAUAUCAAGGAAGGUGGAGAGCAGGAUUAUGAGGUGUUGAAAGAGCACAUGCAUCCACGCUACAAUGCAAGUUUAAACUUGUACAACCAUGACAUUGCUCUGUUGUUCCUGAAAGCCCCAAUUAACUUCUCAGCAACAGUCCGACCAAUCUGUAUUGGACCAAUGGCUUUCAUCGAAGCCUUGUUAAAGCAACCCUCCCCCGCUACAGUGAGUGGCUGGGGUCGCACCCGCUUCCUUGGGUCCACUUCUAAUAUCCUGCAGAAGAUUGAAGUUCCCUUCACAGAUCAGACGGAGUGUAAAAGAAGCAGCAAUGAACGGAUCACUCCUUUAAUGUUUUGUGCUGGAUACUAUGAUGUGGCCAAAGAUGCCUGCCAGGGCGACAGCGGAGGUCCGCACACAAACAGCUUUCAUGGCACUUGGUUCCUGACAGGGAUUGUAAGUUGGGGGGAGGGAUGUGCAGAAAAAGGGAAAUACGGUGUAUACACACGGGUGUCUGUUUAUUACAGUUGGAUGAAGCAUGUGAUGAGUGUAACCAAACGCAGGCUGGCUUUUGACGUGGAAUACCCAGACUCAUGA